Molecule: messenger RNA, 699 nt
Organism: Abrus precatorius (Indian licorice)
Lineage: Eukaryota; Viridiplantae; Streptophyta; Magnoliopsida; Fabales; Fabaceae
Exons: 5
Coding region: 1-699 (232 amino acids)
Biological process (GO): female meiotic nuclear division; male meiotic nuclear division
Source: RefSeq, a predicted model, not a curated record
AUGUCACACUUACACCAUAACAGCUUGCAUUCUGAUAGCACUAACUCCAUGGAAUUGGAGAAUGGAGUCACUCAUUCAGAUCUGGCACUUGUUCCACUUGUUUCUGGUCUUAAUUUGCUUAUGCCUACACCAGAAUCUUGGUUUCAAUCUGAUACAUCAACUGGGUACCUUGAAGAUGCCAUUGCUGGCAGGGUUAUUCAGUGCAAGGAGCAAAAGUCACCAUCCUGCUCUAAGGAUCAAAAGGUUGAUCAAUUUCCAACAUGUUCCACAAUAGCACAACUUCAUGAUUAUUGCCUUACACACCAGGAAAAGGUCAUCGCUACGAACCUAUCAUCAUCACCACCACAAAGUGACACACAUGAAGCUGCUAUCAAACAUGAUCCUGCUCGGAGGAGCUAUGCAUCUAGUGAGUUAGAUGAAAAUGUGUUUGAAGGUCAACAACGGAAGAGAAUUGCUUACCCAUUUGAGUUGGUGAAGGGUGGAGGAGUUGAAGCGGAAACAACCCUCAAAGAUAUAAAUAACCAGAUUCUCAUGACACCAUCAGCAUCAAAGCCAAUUCCACACCUUGUGGAAGAUCCUAUGACUCAUCCCUGCAAAUUUGCCAAAGGUUUUGGCUGGUCAGGAAAAGCAGUGGCAUCUUUUACUAGAAUUCACACUAGGGGUAGAGGUUCCAUUAUCAUUAUCAGGACCAAGGAUUAA